CCUCCGAUGUCCGCCUUCGAGCUGCUCGCCUCCUUCCCGCAAGGCCUGCCGCUGGGCCAGCUGAAGGCGGUCUGCACGCCGGCGGCGGACCGCGCCGCCUUCGAGGGCGACGAGACCGCCAUCGAGGCGGUGUGGCGGGCGCGCCGCGCCAGUCAGCCCUCGCUCUUCAACGGGGCAAAGUUCCGGUUCGUGGGCGUCGAGGGCGGCACCGGCGUGGAGGGCGGCGGCGAGGGCGGGGUGGAGGCGAGGAGCGCGAGCGUGGUGCUCGGCCUGACGGACUACCGCUCCUUCCUCGGCACCAACUGCGCCGAGUCGUGGCGUGCGCUGCCGCCGGCGUGCCUCGCCUCGCCGCUCGGCAACGCGGCGGUCGUACGGACGAGCGACGGGUGCGUGGUGCUGCUGCGGCGGAGCGGCGACGUGGGCGAGUGCCCGGACACGUGCGUCAUGCCGGGGGGGCACCCGGAGCCCGAAGGCAUCGGCGUGGCCAGCUUGGAGGAGUGGCGCGGCGAGCGUGGCGCGAAGGCGCGCGCAGCCCCGGGCUGGUGCGAGGGCGUGGCGCGCGAGCUGUACGAGGCGAUGACGCGCGAGGUGGUCGAGGAGACUGGCAUCCCCCCCGCCGACCUCUCUCCGCCGCUCUGCCUCGGCUUCUCGCGGCGCGUGCUCCACCACCGCCCCGACAUCAUUUUCCUCAUCGAGUGCCGCCUCGAUAGCGCCGCCGUCGCCGAGGUGUACCGGACGGCGACCGGCGUGCACCGCGACGAGUCGACCGCGAUCGAGCUCGUCCCCCAGCAAGAGCUGCUGCGGCGCGCUCUCGACGAGGCGGCGCUGAACAUGCCCGGCUGCCACCUCGGAGGGCUGGCGCUGUUC
This is a messenger RNA of Emiliania huxleyi CCMP1516, 867 nucleotides long. RefSeq lists its product as hypothetical. The transcript has a single exon. The record is from RefSeq and is a predicted model, not a curated record. NCBI's taxonomy places the organism in Eukaryota, Haptophyta, Isochrysidales, Noelaerhabdaceae. Gene Ontology annotation, molecular function: GDP-mannose hydrolase activity. The annotation marks the transcript as partial.